Daucus carota subsp. sativus is the source of this 1387-nucleotide messenger RNA. RefSeq names its product probable UDP-arabinopyranose mutase 5. NCBI's taxonomy places the organism in Eukaryota, Viridiplantae, Streptophyta, Magnoliopsida, Apiales, Apiaceae. Gene Ontology annotation, molecular function: UDP-arabinopyranose mutase activity. The coding region runs from base 194 to 1237 and encodes 347 amino acids. The transcript has 2 exons. Gene Ontology annotation, cellular component: cytosol; Golgi apparatus. Gene Ontology annotation, biological process: UDP-L-arabinose metabolic process; plant-type cell wall biogenesis. The record is from RefSeq and is a predicted model, not a curated record.
CUGGUAAAGAAGAAGUACAUUCACUCAUCCAAGCGCUAAAUAUUAAGCAUGUUCUGAAUCCUGUUCUUCCCACUAGAUGCUCUGAAAGAUUCUGAUUGUCAAUUUCAUUCUAGUAUUGCAAGAGUGCAGAUUCCAGAUUGUUGCUGUAUUUAGGACUACCUAGGUUUCUUACAUUAAUUGAAAUAUCUCGCAAAUGUCUAAAGUAAUGAUCAACGAGAAUGAGGUUGAUAUUGUGAUUGGUGCACUAAACCCAGACCUAACAUAUUUUAUGGAGGAAUGGAGACCUGUCUUCUCCCGCUUCCACCUGAUUAUUGUCAAAGAUCCUGAUCUCAAGGAGGAACUGAAGAUACCGGAAGGCUUUAAUGUCCAUGUCUAUACAAAAGCAGAUAUAGACAAAAUUGCCGGUUCUACUUCCACAUCCCUUCUCUUUAGUGGUUACUCUUGUCGUUAUUUUGGCUAUCUGGUCUCUAAAAGAAAAUUUAUAGUUUCAAUUGAUGAUGAUUGUGUUCCUGCAAAAGAUGACAUGGGCAACUUAAUAGAUGCUGUUUCUCAGCAUGUCCAGAACCUGGAAACUCCAGCCACUCCUUUCUUUUUCAAUACACUUUAUGACCCUUACCGUAAAGGAGCAGACUUUGUUCGUGGUUACCCGUUUAGCUUGCGUUCUGGGGUGACGUGUGCUCUGUCAUGUGGUCUGUGGCUGAACUUAGCGGACUAUGAUGCACCUACUCAAGCCCUCAAGCCAACUGAAAGAAAUUCACGAUAUGUUGAUGCUGUUCUUACUGUACCUGUGAAGGCUAUGAUGCCUGUAAGUGGAAUUAAUAUAGGAUUCAAUCGUGAGUUGGUGGGACCUGCUCUGUUGCCGGCAUUAAAGUUGGAACAGGAAGGGAAAGUGAGGUGGGAAACAGUAGAAGAUUUAUGGUGUGGAAUGUGUGUAAAAGUAGUAAGUGACCACAUGGGGAUAGGAGUGAAAACUGGUCUUCCUUACGUGUGGAGAAACGAAAGAGGCGAUGCUGUUGCAAGUCUGAAAAAAGAGUGGGAAGGGGUAAAGCUCAUGGAGGAUAUUGUCCCUUUCUUUCAGUCACUGAGGUUUUCAGAAGCAGCGGUUACAGCUGAAGAGUGCGUGAUUGAGUUGGCCGCAGCUGUAAAAGAAUCCCUUGGGCCAUCGAAUCCUGUCUUUGAGCGGGCUGCAGAAGCUAUGGUGCAGUGGGUUAAACUCUGGAAGGUAGUCAAAACAUAAGUGUCAUAUUAGUAAGCCAGCGUAAGAGCUUGUUUCUCCCAGCAAUGCCCUGUUUCUCUUGUGUUUUUUAUUUUGAGUUCCCUUUUAACUAUAAAGACAAUGACGAGUGAAAAUAAAAUCUAAUAAAUAUUGGUAAAUUGUUACUGCGGA